This is a messenger RNA of Cynara cardunculus var. scolymus (artichoke), 1180 nucleotides long. RefSeq names its product peroxisome biogenesis protein 22-like. The record is from RefSeq and is a predicted model, not a curated record. The transcript is spliced from 8 exons. Gene Ontology annotation, biological process: peroxisome organization. NCBI's taxonomy places the organism in Eukaryota, Viridiplantae, Streptophyta, Magnoliopsida, Asterales, Asteraceae. Bases 144 to 950 code for a protein of 268 amino acids.
GAUACGCUUUUGUUAUGUAUCGAUAUUCGUUCACGCUAUCCAACACAAUUCUUUCACCACAGCUUCUUCAAUCAAACCCUCUCUCCAAGCCAUGGGAGCUUAAAGAUUUUCCUCUUUGAUGCUUCAAACAAGGUCUAACAGACAUGGCUGAUUCCUCAAAGAACGAUCUCUUACACCUGAUUAAGAGAAUUGGGGCUUAUCUAUCCACUAAGGUUUCAAAAUUUUUAAACAUCCAGGAUUUACGAUCUUUUUGGGCUAUAGCGGGGCUUGCUGUUGCAGUAAUUUAUACAUGGAGAGUGUUGAGAACGUCUAAUGGAUCUCGAAGCAAACAGCCUAAACGUCCAGCUCCCGCACCUAGCACUUCUGGAUUCAAUACUCAUCCAAAUGAAAAUGUGUUACCUUCUGGUGUUGGUUCAUCUUCCAAGGAUUCAAGAGCACAAAGUGCUAUUGAUGAGUUCUUUCAGCCUGCAAAUCCUACUUUAGGACAAAUAGUCAGGCAGAAAUUAGGUGAUGGAAGGAAGGUAACUUGCCGUUUGCUUGGGGUUAUACUGGAGGAAAACACUCCCGAGGAGCUUCAGCAGAAUCAAGCAACAGUGAGAUCCUCUGUCUUGGAAGUUCUGUUGGAGAUCACAAAAUAUUCUGACCUUUAUCUCAUGGAAAGUGUUCUGGAUGAUGAAAGUGAAAAGAAGGUUUUAACGGCAUUGGAAAAUGCUGGAGUUUUUACUUCUGGUGACCUGGUUAAAGACAAGGUACUAUUUUGUAGCACAGAGAAAGGACGGAUGUCCUUUGUUCGGCAGCUGGAGCCAGAUUGGCAUAUAGAUUCGAAUCCAGAAAUUACUUCUCAGUUGGCGAGGUUCAUCAAACACCAGCUUCACAUCAAAACAGAACCCGAAAGAAUCGCGUCUAACGUUUUCACCUCUUCAUCACUAGAACAGUUUUUCGGCGUUUGACUUUUGGGAACAAGCCAAGGCUUGUAAUCCGAAGGUCCAUUAUGUGGGUUUGUGUUUUCUUUACGUUACAUGCUUGAUGCUUGUGCAAUAAGUAUGGUUCUGCAACUCAAAAAGAACUGGUUCUUCACUCUUUAGUGUCUGUCAGUUUGUAUUAGACAAGAGAAAGAAACAGUAUAAUUACUUGAUGGUGGAGUUUGUUGGAUGUUUCAAAGAACCUUCAGAUACUUACG